GCCCAGUCCGGUAGAGCACGGCGCUGACGUCACGGGGGAGGGGUUUGAAUGACGGCGGGCGCGAGCCGGGCGGUUGGUGAAGUCCAGCGGUUCGUGCGGGGGAUGGAGGCGAACGUCGUGCGCGAGUCCUGGUCAUUUCCUGAUCCUUUAGCAAGUCAAACCUUCAAGGAAGAGCAGAACCAAACCAAGACAAAUACUGGACAUCCAGAGAACAUUGCAUUUGUAUUGGUACCUGUUUUCUUUCUUACGGGUCUUUUAGGGCUACUAAUUUGCCAAGUUCUAGCUAAAAAAGGCUACAGAUGCACAACGGAUAGAGAAUCGGUGUGUGAGGAGAAUGUUCCUGAGGCAGAAAUUGAUUUGCAUGAUGCUAGUGAGUGCAAUGCUGACACCGUUGGACAAAUGGUGCAUUAUAUUAUGAAAAAUCCAGCCAAUGCUGAAGCUUUGCAUGCUAUGUUGGACAAUAAGUUAGAAAGUCCUUCGAGUCCCAAUGGUCCUCCCAGUCCUGUUACUCCUGAAAGUCCUGUCACACCUUUAUCACCAACUGGAAGCCCUACAAAGAACAAUUUUCAAGGACAUCAUCUACAUACUGUUGGUGGAGCAGCAGGGAAAAGCUCUUGUUCACGUUGCACCCAUCGGAAGUCAAGGAAUACAAGAGAAUUUAGGAAGAGUCGACCUGGGGAGGUCACAGUAUUAUCCGUGGGAAGAUUUCGAGUUACACACGUUGAUCCAAAAACACGUUCCAGUAAUCAAAAAGGGUUGGUUCCUGUGCCUCCAGAAGGUGCCAGUGGUGAGGUCAACACCACCCACUUAGGUGUCCAAGAGGUGCUAAUCUCACCAGGGAAACUAGAUGCAAAAGAGGAAACUGAAGCUCUGCAGUAAGUUGUAUAAUCAGCAGUCGAAAUCACUUCAACCAAGAGCAGACAAGAGAAGUGUUGCAUGUUUCUGAAUGAAAACCAAAAUAUGGAAUUGACUUUUGCAUCAAGCUGUGUACAUAUGGUCUUUUUAAAUGUUUCCAAUGUUUUUACAAUGCUAUUGUAUGGUUAUCCAUAUGACAAACUAGCAAUGGCCAAAGCACAUAAUUUGAUUUUGUUCUUUUAGAAUCAUAAAUCCUAUGUAUUUGCAUAGAAUGGUCAGUGUAAUUGCUACAAAUCUUUUGCCAUAAUUUUGAAAUCCUUUAUGUUGAACUCACUGAUACUUAAUAUAUUUCUUUUCCUAAAACCUUGUGCUAAUUCUCUAAAUGUGUUUCAAAAGUUUAAAAAAAUCUAAUUAACACUAAUUGAACUCUGUACAGUUAGAUGAGUUUUUAUGCCUUUAAUUCAAGUGAGCGAGUAUGUUUGUACAUCUGAUGGAUGACAUAAUUACCAUCUUUUUCCAACAUUAACAACAUAAAACAAAACCUGUAUAUGUGUAGUGGUAGAAUGACCAUAAAUGAAUGACCAAUUCUAGGAAAUUUAAUUUCAAAGUGUCUCAAACUGAUUUAAAAAAAAACUGACUAAAGUUUUAGUCAACCUAAUAUUGAGGUUUAAUGUACAAGUGGUGCCCAAAAUCAACCCUGUUAUUUUCUUUUUCUUUUGCAAUGUAAAACACAGCUGAUAUAACUAUAUAAGAAAAGUGUAUAUUUAAUCUUUUUAAAUUGAGAAAGGGGAACAAUUACAUAAAAUUUGUGGCUUAUCCAAUGAAAAAACUUUGUGCCUUAAAAAAAAUCUCUAUGCUUGCUUCAUAUCUGGAUGGUCUGAGAAUAGGAAUAACAAUAAUAAGUUUUAUAUUAUAAUUAAGAAAUAGCAUUUAUUUCUAUUUGCAGUAGAAGCAAUUCCAAUACAAAGUUUGUGUAUCCCUGAAAUCUUUGUUUGUUUCUGCUCCCUAAGUUGGAUAAUUUCAACCUGAGGUGCUGCAGUUGACUAUGGUGCUACAGAAAGGGAAAAAAAAUCAGCAAGAUAACCAUUUGUUGUUUGCUUCAAAUCUUUCUGCAUUUACAGCCAUUUGACUUAAGCUCUGAGGAAUGAAAACAUUGGAAUUGGCUCUAUUGCCCUCACAGAAGCCUGAAAUGAGUUCCCAAUAUUGCAAAAAAUCACUUAAUUGAGGUACCAAAGGGCAUAACAAUCUCAUGAACUCUCGGCAAGGAUUUGAGCAAAUUGCAGUAGUUUGGGUGGGAUGGUGGUGGGAAGGGAAAUUAAAUGUAAUGUAUUCUAAUAUGUCUGAUGGACUUGCAAAGAUGUGAACCUAAAGGUAUCUAUACAUUUCCGCUUGAAUAUAUUAAUUUUGGCUUGCUCCUUAAAUAAGUGUAGAUGCUUAAUUUUUAAUUUUAAUAUUUCUAUGCAGAGAUUUCUUUCAUACCUUUUCAAAUGUUAUAGAACAAUAAGUGGGUCAGUAGAGCUCCACAAGUUUACUUUUUAGAAUUCAGUAGUGUUUUGAUGCAGUUAAGAGGAAAAAAUAUAUUCUUGUACUGCACAUAUAAAUGUGAUUUGUUUCACAAGUAUUCCUGAGUGAAGAAGACUUUGCAAAUUGACAUGUGGGUGGUAAAUAUCAAGCAACAAAAUGGAUAAGAAAUCAACCUGAAUAGAUGAAAACAUUGUUUUCUUUGCUCAACAAAGUAAAGCUGACUUGUUAGUUUAUGAAUUAUAUAACUAACCACUGCAAAAUGCUAAUGGAGCUCAAUAUUUGUAAAUGUAGUGCUUCCUUUGUAAAACAAAACACAGCUGCUUUUGUUAAAACUCUUAUACAAUACAGUAAAAACCAAAAAAUAAUGUACAGCUAUGCAAUUCAAAUCAGAAAAUCAGAGGUACAAGACCUGAUCUUUUUUUUUUUAGCAUGUUUGAUACUUAGACACUAAAAUUGCCAUGAUUUCCCCUGAAAUAGUAACUAAGGUUCCCACAGUUAAUUUGCUGACCAAUAGUCACUGCUGGAAGGAAUGGACAUAUCUGGACAUGAAAUGAAAACGUCAUCAAGCAUGGUUGUGUUGCUCUGCAUGGAAAAUAACCUGCUGGUUGUUACUGUGCAGAAUUGCGUAUGGAAAAACUGUCAACUGGUCACAUUGCUUGAGGGGAAAAAAGGAUGGUUAAGGUGCAAGGAGUGUCAACAAUUAAAAUCUUGGCAUCUUUUAAGGAAUGGAAUUUUCACCAGUAGCUAAACUUGGAAAAAUGUGGCCCUGUAAAGCUGGUCAGUACCAGCACCACUGCCAACACAAUAAUUGUUUACUGCACAAUAUCCAGACAUGAUAAAAUAGUACCAAGAUAUGCUUGUAUAGUGUUUACAUUGAAUUUAUGUGCAAUAAAGUUCAUUUAACGUAUAGCUUGCAUCUGCUGGCACUGUGCACACAUAUAUGGUAAAAAGGCAGCUUUUAUUGGAUUGCCACAUUAUAUGUUGCAAUACUUGGUAUUCUGACUGCUUCUCAUGCUUUGCAGAAAUUUUAUUCGAAGUUGCAAAAUCAUACAGUUUUGAGUUGUUGAAAUGGCAUCUUGGAAAAUUAAGCCAUUAAGGCUUCAAAUGUGUGAUUGUAGUUCAUGGGUUCAGGAAAUCUUUGCACAUGGGUAAUUGAACUGAAUGAAGGAACCUUUUGAGUUGACAAUCACUUACUAGUUCACUUUGUGAUAACUUUUCAUCUAGCAAUAAUAGUUUAAGACACAUUCUUUGGAAGUAAAUGAAAAUGUGUGGUGUCAUGCAACUAUUAAAGUUGGAUUAAAAAAAAAUAACCUGGUUGUUACUGUGCAGAAUUGUGUAUGGAAAAACUGCCAACUGUAACAUGAAACAUUUAACAAUAAUUGAGCUAUUUUGCCCUUUGGUGGUACACUUGAGGAUUUAAUGUCAAUGAUGUGGACUCUAAGGUUGUUCUUUUGUGCAAUAUUUUGUUUAAAACAUCAUGUGAUGUAUUAAUUUUAUGACUUUGUAUCCAUUAUUUUGAGGGCUUAUUUUGUAUACAGUAUUUUUCCUUUGCAGUUUUGUGUUCUGUGUACAUAUCUUUGGCAUAUUUUCUGACUUUGCAAGUAUCACAUUUUUAAGUAUUCCACCAUACUUUUUGAAUAAUACCACAAAUGAUUUGUGGGGGGGGGGGGGGGGAAUACGUUAGGUGCAGAGGUGAUGCAGGUAGAGGUCAAUAGAGAGCAAUAUUGUAAAUCUAUAUUUAAGACUACAAUUUAAUACUGAAAUGUCUAUAGUAUAUACAUGAUAAAAUAUCUUGUUGCUGUAGUCUAAAUGGAUAUUGGCCUUAAGAUUUUUCAAAUAAAUUUACUAAUCAUUUUACAAAAUUUAGUUAACUCUUUUUGAAUAAAAUCUUGGAAAC
Messenger RNA from Pristis pectinata (smalltooth sawfish), 4276 nucleotides. RefSeq names its product RELT like 1 (gene rell1). The record is from RefSeq and is a predicted model, not a curated record. Bases 49 to 879 code for a protein of 276 amino acids. The transcript is spliced from 8 exons. Gene Ontology annotation, cellular component: plasma membrane. Gene Ontology annotation, biological process: positive regulation of p38MAPK cascade. Lineage: Eukaryota; Metazoa; Chordata; Chondrichthyes; Rhinopristiformes; Pristidae.